CAGGCCCAGCAAGUGGAUCGAUCAACAUAAGAGAGGCUCAAAAGUCAUUAGAAGAAAUUAAAUCCGAUAAAAAUUUAGGAUAUAAAGAGAGAACUAUUUCACUGUUAAGACUAGCUGUUGCUUACAUACACAAUAAAGGCAAAGAACUUAUUUAUCCUUCAUGGAGUACUUGCAAAAAGAAAGUAUUUGUAAGUGACAAUAAUUGGAGUUGUGAUAAAUGUUCAAAAUCAUUUGAACUCCAACCUACAGAUAGUGUAUGGGCGAAUUGUUUCGAUGAAACAGCUAUAUUAAUUCUGGGCAUGCCUGCUGAUGAUUUCCAUAAACUUAGAGAUGUUUGUUGA
Entrophospora candida is the source of this 341-nucleotide messenger RNA. The record is from the annotation of a GenBank genome assembly. NCBI's taxonomy places the organism in Eukaryota, Fungi, Glomeromycota, Glomeromycetes, Entrophosporales, Entrophosporaceae.